Molecule: messenger RNA, 1734 nt
Organism: Trypanosoma conorhini
Lineage: Eukaryota; Euglenozoa; Kinetoplastea; Trypanosomatida; Trypanosomatidae
Product: surface protease GP63
Exons: 1
Coding region: 1-1734 (577 amino acids)
Biological process (GO): cell adhesion; proteolysis
Cellular component (GO): cytoplasm; membrane
Molecular function (GO): metalloendopeptidase activity
Source: RefSeq, a predicted model, not a curated record
AUGCGCCGCCCGACCCACGCCGCACUUCCGCCGCUGUUGCUGCUGCUGACGACGUGUUGCGUCGGUGGGUGCCUCGCCGCCGCACACCGCCGUGCGCUCGACGAGGCGGCGUUGAGGAGCGGCCCGCCGCCGACCGCAGUGGUGCGUGAGGUGCCGCGCAAGGGAGAGGGCGCGACGCAGGCGUACACCGUCGCCGCAGAGGGCGAGGACAAGGACUGGGAGCCCAUCCGCAUCGUGGUGUCGAUGGAGGAUCUGAGCGACGCAAGUAAGUACUGCACGGCAAAAGGGGAGGAGAAGUCAGACUUUAAGGGCAGCACUGAGGUUUGCUCCCUGCAUGACAUCCUGAGCGUGGAUAAGAACAUCACCCUGGUGGAGGAGGUCCUCCCUGCGGCAGUCCGACUGCACGCGGAGCGUCUGCUUGUCCAACGCAUGAAUGCUCCGCUGAAGGUGCCCAAGUUCACAGAGAAGCAUGGGCUUUGCCAGUACUUCAAAGUCUCCCAGGUGCAUCAAGCGACGGGUAUUGCGAAUGCGGACAUGGUGCUCUACGUGGCUGCCGGAGCCGACGUCGAGACGUGGGCUGUCCCGUGUGCUUCCGGGGACCACGGCCGCCCAGUUGCCGGUGCCCUGCAUGUCAUGCCCUCUCAACUUCUACGUGUCAUGUCCGCUUCUCGCAUUGCGGCGCACGCAAUUGCCCGCGCCCUUGGCUUCAACGUGGAGGAGAUGAAAAGACUGCAUAUGUUGGAGCAAGUCCAUGGUGUGCGCGGCAACGAUGUCCCCACGACGUUGGUGAACUCCACUCGUACGGUGAGGGAAAUGAGGAAGCACUACAAAUGUGACAGUCUCACCGGCAUGGAGCUGCAGAAGAAUGACUACGGUACGGUGCAACCUUUCUGGUUGUCGCGCAACGCGAAGGACGAGCUGAUGAGCGGUCUUGGCGGGAUAACAGCCGGCUACUACACGGCGCUGACGAUGGCGGUGUUUGAGGACCUCGGCUACUACAAGGCCGUGUGGGGGAUGGAGGAGCCGAUGGCGUGGGGCAGGGGCGCGGGCUGUGACUUCCUCAAGAAGCCGUGCUCAGACAAAAGCCCCGCCGAGCACCCCGGCAUGUUCUGCAAUAACAAGACCGAAGGCAAAACACUUCGCUGCACGUCCAACCGUCAAGCCAUCGGGCAGUGCGGUCCGAAUAUUGGUACAAGCGGCGGCGUGAAAGCACCGGAAACCUGUUUUCUUGUUGGUCCUUCUAAGGCAACUGACAAGGAGUUGGGCGUAAUUUGCGCCGAAAAAAGCGGCGGCAGCCACCCCGGGUCCAUCAUCGGUCGUGGCUCGUGGUGCCUCGAUGCGGAGCCACUGGAGGCCAGGAGCAAGGCGACCGACAAGGACUACACCGAAGUGCACGCGGUGUGUGCAGGGGUGCAGUGCGAGGCGGGCAAAGUGAAGGUGAAGUACCUCGGCAGCGACGCGUGGCAGGAGUGCCCCGAGGGGAAGUUUAUCACGCCGAAGUCGGCGUACUUCAAGGACGGCGGCAAGAUCAAGUGCCCGAAGUACGAGGAGGUGUGCACCAUCGCCGCCAACGGCGGCAGCUUCGGCAAACCAAGCUCCACAGACAAGGACGGCAAAAACGUUGACAAGGACGGCAAAAAAGGCGGCCAUGAUGGCAGUGCUGUUGUUGCUGUUCUCUCCAGUCUGCUUGUCCUCGCCACGGUCACCGCGGCGGCGGCGGUAGUGCCGCUUUGA